CUUAGAAGAGGUUUCGCUAUCUUCAUCGGCCGAGGCCAGAGUGUAUGGCGGCGGCUUGUUCUACCUCCAGAAGUCUGAGACCACCGCGCUUUCUGGCACGGAAAGCCGCAUCUACUGUUCAGCGAGCCGCGCGCGCUUCGUUGGCGACUCCGGAUGAUGUCGGUCAUGACUCUAGUACUUCCAAAUCCAAAAAUCUGCGAGGAUUUUUCGCAUCUCGCCCACAUCGCACGGUCUUUCAUGUCGCGCAUCAAUCGGAGAGAUUGUUUCUCUUCGCCUACCACGGAAACGCUCGAGCUUUCUCCACCGCGUCGGCAGGGACGACAGAGAGUGGUUCUAGCUUUCAAGCAAACAGGAAAAGUGCAGCGCGACUGCGCACGUACUACGAUGUCUUGGAAAUUGAGGAUCGACAGUGCGACAAGGCCACGAUCAAACGGCAAUUUCGGAAAUUGGCGAAGCAAUACCACCCAGAUAAGCAGAACGCGGAGGCGGGGGCCGCCGGCGCAGGAGCGCACGUGCAAAACGUAAACUUGGAGGAGAAGUUCCGGGAGAUACGGGAGGCGUACGAGAUUCUGGGAAACAAGUGGAAGCGCGGCCUGUACGACACAGACCUGCGCAACGCCCAGGCGGUAGCCACCGAGGUCGAGGAGGAGUCGUGGACGCGGCACUGGGACAACGAGAGUCUGCAGGACCGGGAGAAGCGGCGCGAGCGGUACCGGCGCUAUGCGCGCGGCGACCGGAACGACUGUCCGCCGGCGGUGCAUAACGUGCCCCUGUGGGGUGCGUUGCUCGGUGGCUCUAUCAUCUCCUUUUCCGUGUGGCAGAUGUGCGUGAUGACGCCUGAGGUGGACGGGUUUCGGGCGGAGGAGACCUUCUCAGAUUCCGAAAUGGACAUGAGUCGGAGUUCUUUGGUGUUUGCCUUCUACAACCCGGUCGAGGAGACCUGGGAGCGCGUGCUCGACCCACAUGGACGGGAAAUUCUGCCGCGCGUGCACUUCCUGCAGGACCGAGUGGCAAAGCCAAAGGGCGUUUCAUCUGCAGGCAAGGCAAUAAAUGGACGAGACCAAGAAGAACAGAUUGAGCCAUGUAGCACAGCAGCCGCAUCUACUUCCGUUGCAGUAGAAUCUUUAUCUUCGCCGAAACCGGAGGAGAACAUUCUACCAUCGGCCGAGCCACCUUUUGUGACGACGGCAAGUGAAUUGUCGCGGAUGCCUUCCUACGUACCGCCCCCGAAAGCGCUGUAUGCGCUGUACCCAAAAGUGAAGGUGCAGAAGGCGUGGCCAGAAGUGGAAUUGCCGGUGGUGCUGCUGCCGCGGUGCCGGGUACGGUACUGGCCGCGGGUGCGGUUUCAGAUCUUCGAAGAUCAGGCUGACGGCCGACUCGGGACUCCCGGGCCCAAGUGCGGUUGGGUGCGGGUAUAGUCAAAUACUGCAAGAACGGAGAAUGUUACCAUAUCCAAGUAGAUUCGCUCCUUCGUAACGCUCUAGAUUCGAU
Amoebophrya sp. A120 is the source of this 1491-nucleotide messenger RNA. Lineage: Eukaryota; Dinophyceae; Syndiniales; Amoebophryaceae. The record is from the annotation of a GenBank genome assembly.